GUCCCACUGGGACCCGUAACGGGACCCGAGGGCGGCAUCCCUCGACCCUCCCCCAUCCGUGCCGCCACCUGCGACCGGAAAAAUUGCACGAGCCGUCGCGCUCCGCCGCCCAAGUCGCGCAUGUCGCCUCCCGUCACAUGACGAGGUUUGUAAACAUCGUACCGUUUGAUGUUUGACAUUAAUUCCAACAUGGCGUGUAGUGUUAUCAGUGAUAAACAUUAGAAGUGCCACAUGCAGAAUGCAGGACAACAGUUUGGCCAAGGUGGUGCCCCCUCCCACCAAGGUGCUGCUUACGGGCACACAGAAUCCUCGCAGACCGCCACCGGGAGUAUAACUAGCUCCUUGAGGCAAUUUAGGAAAAAGGAUGUGGACAAACAACAAGUGAGCGAGAACGGCACCACCGUGGCCGAAAGCCAUGUGGCGCGGGUGGCCCCGCACAACCACUACCCACCCAGGCCCCAAGACUGCUACCGGUAUCCUCCCCAAUUCCCCGACUAUGCCCUGCCAUCGCAAGUAAAAUACUCUGAGAUCUCCGACCACCAGCCAUUACAAGAGCAAAUAUCCCCUUCCGUGAUACAGAAGGCGAAAGGGAAGGAAUACAUGGAGAUGUGCAACGUACCGCAGCCCCACAUGAAGCAGGGGUACCCCGACCAACUCAACAACCAACAGCCCUAUGGUACGGAUCCCAAUCUACAUCCCCAUGCCCAAUAUCUGCAGAAAGACCCUCAGCAAAGAUUUCUCCCACAGGUCCACCCAUCGUACAAACCCGAAUCUCAGUACUACCCCAAAGAAGCGCAAUACCAACAACUGCCCCCUCAGAUGCAGAAGUACAACAUGCCGCCGCAGAUGAGGAAGUACCCGACUGAAAACGAUUUCCUCUCCAAGCUGAGGAGAAUCCACCCCACCAUGGCCAGGUCUAUCAUGAGCGAGCACCAUCUACAAGAGUCGCAGUCUUCUUACCAGCCCAUGGACCAGAACCGGAUAUAUCCACACCAGAACCAGCGAUACAUGAACUACACCGCGCCCAUGCAGAACAACCCUUACCCGCACGGGUACAUGCCCCCGCAGCCUUACUCUAACUAUCCGCCUUCGUGCAGUUACACGAGAUCUCCGCAGAUGCCCCAAAGGUUCCCUUCCACGAACCCCCACGAAAGGAGUAUAUCUCCUCGUAGGACUUACACCGAUAACCUCCCGAUCCCUCCUAUGAAUUACACCGCGAUACCACAGAGGAUUUCUCCCAAUUACCCCCAAUAUAACACUCCGGAAUACGCGCAACACUAUCAGCACCGUAGAGGACCUGUUGCCCCUCAAGAGUUUUAUCCUCAACCUUGUAGGACCACUCAAUACAUGCCACACCAGAUGCCGCAGCCGGAGCUAGCAGAAAACAGGGUAACGGUAUCCGACAGUAUCAAGCAAUACAUAGAGAAUUGGGCUGACGAAGAGACGGCUUCCGAAAUGAACCAAAUGGAGACCAACAGACUAUGCAAGGAAAACUUAAGAAAUCGAGACGAACAAUCAACGGAAACAGUAUACAUGAUAAACGCCUCUGAACUGCAAUAUUUAGAGAACGGGAUACCGCUGGUUACAUCAGAAAACGGAAUACCACUGGUAACUUCGGAAAACGGCCAGUAUUUUUUAAAAAGCGGCGUAACGAUUGACAACUCCACUGGAAUGGUUAGAAUAGUGGAAAAACCUACCCAAAUCGAGUCGGCUGAGAGUACCGUCGAUAGAGUCGUCAACCUCCACAUCAUGGACCCUGUGAAACCAGACUGCAUGUUAGCGAAUAAACCAAGCGAAUCGAGCCAAAGACAAAAUGAGAAUAUGUGCAAUAUGACCGAAAAGACUAAAGUGGUGAUUCAUCAGAACACUGUGAUACAGAGUAGUCAGGUGAGCGCGACUAGAAAAACAGGAAUGGGUGUAGAAACCGAGCAAUUUCCCAAAAAAGUUGGUACCAGCCUGCCUAUACUGGUAGAGAAUGGUGUGACUGCAGAUGUGACUCCUUUGGAAGAGUUCACGAAAAAUGUUUUCAAAGAAUCCAAAAAAGAAACUGUCGAUAAAAAUUGUUCACCUAUAAACAUGGAGCAAAUUGAGAAUGGAGAUGAUUUCAACGAAAAUCCAUCCGUGAUUUGUCCUUUGAAGCUGUUGGAAGAUUCGGUGGUACCACAGGAGGAAAAAGAGGUGGACAAUGUUGAGAAACUGAAAAACAUGCCUAUUAUCGAUUUGUUACCAGAAGAAAAUAAGGACAAAGACGAAAAACCUACUAUCGCUCAUGCAAACCAAACACAAAUUGAAUUAAGAGAGAACACCACAAGUGACGAUGAAUGUGAAACAAAGAAUGAUUCGGAUACGACUGUGACCAAUAACGACAAUUCUCCGUGUAGCAAUACAGAUAGAAAUGAUGAUACAGAAAUAAAAAAUAUCCCAGACUGUAAAGAAAUCGUUGAAAACGAUAAUAAUAAUACAGAGAAAAUAGCUGAGAUUGUAACAGGAGAAAGCGACGUUAUAAAAGAACCAAAACAAGAAACCAAAGAGAUCACAACAGAGCUUACCAAAGAGAUAACUGAUGAACCGCCACCUUCUGAAACAGUUGAAGAAAUAUUCGAAAAUGAUGUUCCGGAAAACAGAAAUGAGGCGACAAACACGAUAGAUGUAGAUAAUACUAUGAUAACUAAAAAUAAUGAAACUGAGAACACAGUUAAAGAUUGUAGUACGACUGACCAAAAUCCAUCGGUUAAUAUUCCUGCUUCAAAGGAAAUUAACAAAGAAAGUGAAAACAACAUAGCUAGCACCUCAAACUAUUCAGAAAAGAAGCCCAUUACAUCAUUUUCAGACAUUUUCUUCGAACAAACAGUUAAUAAGUCUACCACUAGAAGAGCCAAGAGGAUAUUUUCCGUAGACGACAUUAUAAACAACAUCGGAAAUAAUACAAACAAAUCGAAACUGGAUACGCAAUUUUCCGAAAGAAGAAGAAGCUUGCAGAUAACAAGAGAAUUCUUGGAAAGGGAAAUAGAUGCUUCACACAUAUUUCCGUUAAGACUGGUAUCAAACGAACACCUUACCGACAUCUGUGAAGAGAAAAAAGAAGAAAAGGAAAUGGAUAGGGUCGAAACGGUGGAUGCCUGUGAAGAACAAGUUAAUCAAAUAAAAGGAAUAACCGAUGAAGAAAAUAAAGAAAAGGAACAGAUAACUGAAGAAAAUGACAGUACGAUUAAAGAAUCUAACAUAGUAAUAAAUGAAGAAGAAAAAUUAAAUGUAAUAGCAAGUGAGAAAGUGGAAGAAGAAGAGAUGAUAACUAAAGAGAGUGAGGUAACUGAGAAAGAAGAAAUAGAAGAAACAAAGCAAGAUCACCCAGUGAAUGAAACCAAAGAAUUAGAAAUAUCUUGUAAUCGAGAUGCCGAAGAAAAAGUAACAGUUAAUAUCACAGUGGAACCCAUCAUUGAAAAACAAGUAACAAAUUUUGAUAACAAGGAUGACCAGACAGAAACAAAUGAAGACAGUGUGGGUUCUGUAACAAACUCUUCAAUAAAUAAGGAAGACAAUACCUCAGAAGAAACAAAUAUUUGCACCAAUGAAAUGAAAUUACCUAUAUGUGAUGAUAGUAUCGUCAACAAUGUUGUAGAGGAACAAGAAGUCAUGAUAGACAAAGCCGAUUCAUAUGACAACUCACACUCUGCGGACACGACGCCAGAGGUACAAACAGAUUUAGCCGUGAAAGAAAUAGACCUAGACGUUGCUACCGACAAUGAAGUUCAUUACAGAAAUGCCAUACGUGUUGACGAAAACAAUGUCCUGCUGGAAAUAGCUGGAGAACUAGUGGAGAUAAGCGUCAACAUCAUCAACGGCAAGAAAGUGAUCACCGUGUUGCCCCUGUCCGAAUCCACAAUGGUUGAUUUCAACGAUAACUACGAGACUUUAGACACUACUCAAGUUGACGAAGGCAUAAAAACCAAUGCGAGCGAUGACGAGCAUAACUUGGAGACGUCACAGUUACUUUCUAACGAUGAAGUCCCCCCCGAGCCAGAUGUUAUAGAAUCCACUAGUGAAAUUAUCAUAGGCCUUGAUAUAAGCCUGGAGGAGGAGAUACAACUGGACUUGGAGAAGCCCCCAAGUCUAAGUACCAAAGCCGCGAAGAAGUGCUAUGAAAACGACCUGCAGAUCCCUUCCAUUACGACUAGCGAGGACAUCACGGAUAACAAUAAGGUCACGAGUUACUCACCGAAUGACAAGGUAAGUUCCAGCAAAGAACAGAGACCUGAAAAAUUCAAAAGUGAGAGGAAAAAAGUUGGUAAGAGUCUGAAUGCUUCAAAAAAGAGUAGUACAGUCAAAAAGAAACACACAGACGAUAAGUCUAUAGUGAAAGAACUGAUGAAAAUCAGGAAAGUAAAGGAGACAUUGCAGCAGAGAAAAGAUGAAGAAGAGGUCGAAGAAUUUGUUCCAUUCAAAGAGCUCAUCAAGGCGAGGAAGUUAAAAAAAAUGAAGUUGCAACAAAUGAAGAGCGAUGAAAAUGUCAGCGCGGAUUCUACGAAUAGACUGGACCAGGAAGAGUCUAGUGAACUUGAUUCGGAGACGAAACAAGAAAACUGUACGCAUAAAGAAGAUACGACUGAAAUUCGAACCAAAGAAAAAGAAACGUCUGAAGGGGAGACGAUUGAAAGUGUUUCAGAUGUAACUAAAGAUGAUAAUGGAGAACUUGUAGAGGAAACUAAGACAAAAGAUAUAUCGAAAACCAAAGAUUAUCAAUUUAAGGUACAAAAAUCAUAUAAAACCGAACAGAAAAGGAAAAAAGCAAACAAUGAAACCAAAAGUGAAUAUGAUGCAAAGUCAAUCAAGAGAAUAGAAGUUACUGAAAGUAUCACAGAAAAAGCAAUAAAAAAGGUAACUUUUGGUAGCGUAAGCUACAGCGAAUCCGAAAAAAGUCUUGAAACUUUCCACUCUGAAGUUAAAAACUACAGACUGGAAGAUCCAAGACUAAAAUCAAGGCCAAACUGUGGGAUACUAGUACCGAGUGUGUCGGAACUGUUAAAUGAAAGUGACAGGUUGGCAAACAAUAAGAAAAAGCUAAGUUUGGCGGAAUACAACAACAGAAAAAGAAAACUGGCCGUCAGUACCAAUGAAAAAGAAACUAAAAUAAGAAAAAUCAAUUUAGUACCUUAUACCGAACCAAAACCAGACAUCAAAAGGCCUAAAGAACCGCUAAACAGGGCGAAGAUGUCCCGACCCAAAUCGUUGGACGAUAUAAAAUUAUUCGGAAAACCCAAAGACCCUUCCCUGAUGAAAAGGAAGUUUAGCUUAGAAGUGACGAGUUCAAAACCCAAUUACUUCGACUGGGAGGAGACCCAGUCCCCAAAGACCAACCUAGAAUCCAAGGAAGACCCCCAGAAGCGUCUUAGCGAAUUCAGAGGCCUUAUCAACAACAACAAAUCAAAAGUAGUAGUAGACGUAAGUGAUCUAAAACCCCCCACAUCGGAAGGUUCGGAAGACGAAAUUCUGCAAAACUAUAAGGAGCAGGUCGACUCGAAAUUGAGCUCCUUGAACCUGCAGAUACCCAGGGCGGCCAAACCUCCGACGAACAUCAUAAAUCCGUUUUCCAACACGGAAACCAUCACCCUGAUGCAGAGGUUCCUGAGAAACGAGAAAUUAUCAGGCGACGAGAUGGAAAAGAUAAAAAAGAUCAUAUCUUACAAAAGGCUGAUGCAGCAACUAGACAGGAUCAAAUCACCGGGAUUGAGCAAUUCACCUUUAAACCCGUCUUACGAGAUCAGGAAGAAUUGUACGGAGAAAGAGAUGAAACUACACCUGAAGAAAGUGCCCGAGAAAAAGAAGAAGAGGUUCCGUAACUUGUACACCGACUCGACUACAGAAUCGGAUAGUGACUUUUGUGAUUUUAAGAGGAAUAAUGGGGACUAUUCUGUGGUUCAGUCGAACAGUUACGCGGCCGGUGUGCCUAAGUUGAUAAUAAAAAGGAAAACUGAGAUGCCUGUGCCUGUUGUGAGGCUAGAAAGGUUGGACCUGAACCUCCUCAACAACAGAAAACGGAAGUUUUGUUGAAUUAUUUUUUUACCUAUGAUAAAUGCAGUGAUAAAGGGACCAAAACAUACCAAAGUACGUUGUUGUUUGUUCCAUUUAGUUUAUAUUUUGUUAGUUAUAAUUAUUUUUUUAAAGAAAUUAAUAUAAUUUAUUUUUUAUUUUUGGUUAUGGUUUACAUGAAGGGGAAAGCAUCGUUUAGUUUCGGUCGAAAUAGCCUGGAAUGUAAGAGGAGUGCCACCGUCACUAUGUCACAUGAAACAAACAGAUUUUUAUACUUACAGGUGUCUUCGCUUUUACUAUUUUCAUUUAGUUUAAAUGUUGCAUGAUUCACAUGCCAGGCUAAAAUAAAAACUCAUUUCUUGUUAACAGUGAAACUUAAUCAUAGAUUUGUACUUUGAGGAGUUUAAUUCAUUGAAAACUUGACGAUUUUCUUUCAAAAUGAAUUUUUAAAAAAUUGUUUUUAUUUAAUUUACUAUCCUUUUCUAUUGAUCAGGGUAAAAAAUUUAGAAAAAUUUACGUUUUUGUUGAUAAUUCUCAAUUUUUUUUAUGAUAUUAAAAAUUAGCAUUUAAGAAAACAAAUUUUUUAAUCAACAACGGUGGAUCUUACACCGUAAAAACAUUUUACGGUCUACAUAAUUUUGUCGCAAUUGACAUCAAACUGCCCGAGAUUUUUUCAUUCCGUAUAAAAAAGUACAACUACCGUUGAUGUUAAAUCAUUUAGAUUGGUACACAGAGUUUAACAAGUGUUUUGCCUCGUCCAACGUAACACUGACGGAUAAAAUCCGUCAGUGAGACGUUUGUUUGAAUAUUUAUAUGAUAAACGUUGUCAAUUUUACACAUUUUAUAAAGAAUAUUCGCAGCUCAUACACAGUAUUAAGACAUGCCUUCUUCAUUGUUAAAAAUGCAUACUGACUGUUUGUGAAAUUAUUAAACUGAUUCUAAUUUAUACACAGAUAGAAGUGCCUCCAAAUUGAGGUUGCGGGUGUAUAUUUUUUCGUAUUGGGAAUUUUUAAGGACGCUAUAUUUUUAGAUAAAUUGUAUCGAAAGUUUUUUGUGUACAAUGAUAAGCCUGACUUUCAUUCCAUAAGUGAACAAAGCAAUGUUUUGUAGGUAAUUUUGUUGACGAUGGUCUUUUUCAAGACUGUCAAACUAAAAACGUGUAUAAAUCAUAAACUAAAUCGAAUUUUCAUCGUUUGCCAGUCUUGAAUAUAACCAGCUUUUCGAAGUCUGUAAGUUAUUUUGUAUCCUUAAACAAAUGCAUUCCAAUUAAAUAAUCUAUUGACAUAUCAUAGAAAAACUCGUACGAAUACAGGGUGUUCCCAUGUCUAGUCCCUAUCAUAAAGAAAUAUUAUUUAUUAGUUUAAUAUGUUAUUGUUAUAUAUUAUAUAAUAUACACCUGUUAUGGUACCUAGAAGCAACAUUUCUUUUCUGUUCUAUAUUGUUACUUUAUGUCAUAGAUAAUUUACGCCAAAUAAAUAUUGUUCUUUUGUUGGUCAUUACAGUUUUUCUAUGAUAGAUUUCAUGUUAUUUUGAAUAUGAGUUUUAGUUACCGAAAUAUGCACUGAUUUUGUAAAUUUACCACCUUCGGAACGUACCGAAAAGGAUUUUCAGAACCGACGAAGUACCUAAACAUAGCUUCGUUUAGAAUUUGUGCCACAUAUCUAUAGAUCUAUCUAUAUAUAUUUGUAACUAUAAAACUAGUUUUAUCAGUAGUUGUGAUAGCGUCGGAAUUUAUUUGGUACGUUCUGCACUUAGGAGCCCUACGUGUUUGUAAUUUUCUAGGUUAUUGUGAGUGCCUUAGCACCUAUGUGAUUGUAAAUUUUGUACCAAGUUACUGGUAGUGUAUAUCCAGCACCGUGUUAUUAAAAAUGUUU
Messenger RNA from Anoplophora glabripennis (Asian longhorned beetle), 7901 nucleotides. RefSeq lists its product as uncharacterized. Bases 232 to 6048 code for a protein of 1938 amino acids. Lineage: Eukaryota; Metazoa; Arthropoda; Insecta; Coleoptera; Cerambycidae. The record is from RefSeq and is a predicted model, not a curated record. The transcript has 7 exons.